GAUUCUCCAUCUGGCUAUUAUUCACGAAAAAAAAUCCUUAAGUUUGGAAAUCGUUCACCAAGCAGGACGGGAUGCUUCUUUCUUGAAUUUCCAGAACAAUCUCAACCAGACUCCACUUCAUUUGGCGGCAAUCACAGAUCAGCCUGAAAUUGCUGAGUCUCUUCUGAAAGCAGGCUGUGAUGCAGAAAUCAGAGAUUUCCGAGGAAACACACCGCUGCACAUUGCUUGUAAACAAGGGUCGCUCAGAGGAGUUAAUGUUCUUAUACAGUAUUGCCAGAAGCCCCAACUCCAUUCUCUUCUACAAGCAGCAAACUACAGCGGCCACACGUGUCUCCACCUGGCUUCUAUUCAAGGAUACUUGGCCAUUGUAGAACGUCUUCUGUCCUUGGGAGCAGAUGUCAAUGCUCAGGAGCCAUGCAAUGGUAGGACUGCCUUGCAUUUGGCCGUAGAUUUGCAGAAUGAAGGACUGGUUUCCCUUUUGUUGAAGCAUGGAGCAGAUGUGAACAAAGUAACCUACCAGGGCUAUUCUCCAUACCAGCUCACAUGGGGAAGAAAUAACUCCUUCAUACAGGAACAGUUGAGACAAUUUACCACACUGGAUUUGCAGAUGCUAUCAGAGAGUGAAGAUGAAGAAAGCUGUGAAUCAGAAUUGGAAUAUACGGAAGAUGAAGUAAGUUGUGUGCAGCUAGAAUUCCCCAAUAAUUUUCACAUAUUUUUCUAUGAGGCAAGAAGUAUGAAAAUGCAUUGNAGUUACAUACUUCAAGAAUAUAAAAGUCUUGUGUUUUCCCCCAUUGAAAGGGUGGACGGCUCCAUGUUUGAGGUCCUGCCUCAGUCUGCCGAUUUGCCUGGCCUGCAGCACUGCCGGCUCUGUGCAGACCGCUGGAAACCAUGUAUCUGCAGCUACGCCUUGAACAUUGAGUGGUAUCCCUGCAUGCUGAAGUACUGCAAGAGCCGGGAUGUGGCUGGAAAGGCGACCUCUUACAAGUGUGGCAUCCGCAGCUGCCAGAAGGCCUACAGCUUUGAUUACUACGUGCCCCAGAAGCAGCUGUGCCUGUGGGAUGAAGAGACUUAG
Thamnophis sirtalis is the source of this 1072-nucleotide messenger RNA. The record is from RefSeq and is a predicted model, not a curated record. NCBI's taxonomy places the organism in Eukaryota, Metazoa, Chordata, Lepidosauria, Squamata, Natricidae.